This is a messenger RNA of Drosophila obscura, 3064 nucleotides long. RefSeq lists its product as uncharacterized. The transcript is spliced from 4 exons. The record is from RefSeq and is a predicted model, not a curated record. The coding region runs from base 1125 to 2540 and encodes 471 amino acids. NCBI's taxonomy places the organism in Eukaryota, Metazoa, Arthropoda, Insecta, Diptera, Drosophilidae.
UCGCUGCUCUGCUCUGCUCUGCUCGGGCGACGCUAACGUUUACCGUUUACCUCCACACACUUCGUAGUCAAAUCGGGGCAACAAUAACAAUUGCGAUCGGAUUUUUUUUUAUAUAUAUAAGCAGGGCCGCCCUCGACUCUCAUUCGGUUUUCGCAUCUCAGCGCCAACGGAACAGCAGUCGAGUCGCUCGGAAAGCAAAAUCAGCUACGAAAAUAGCCAAGUGCAAGUGCAUAUUAUAACCAAAGGCAAGAUACGUAUACGUACAUAUGUAUACAUACUAGUGUCUGUGGACCAGGUCAAGCAUAAAACGUGUUGAAUAAAAUCCACUUCGAUGUCGAUUAAUUCGCCAAUAUCGUUAAAAAACUCGGACCUGCAUUGAACAGGCAAAAAGGCAACAGCUAUAAAUCAAAACCAGAGACAGAGAGAGAGAUCAAAACAAAAAGCAAACAAACAGAAACAGAAACAGAAACAGAAAACUCAAAGACAGCAAACAAAUCAAACAACAGCAAGUUGUUUGCCUUUAGUUCGUGUUACCCCCUUGUUUUGUUACAUUUCCCAAACGUUUGAGGCCUGCCCCAGAGCGCAACAGUUGCCCAGAGCCAAUUGGAGCCGCAAAAGCCACUGAAGCCGAAGCAGCGCCGCGUGAUACCAGAGUUUGUUCGAGGGAACAUCUAACAAAGGAAAACCACAAUCUUGUUCAUUGGGCUUUAGGCCAUUGUAUGGAUCAGUCUCAACCAACAACGAAAUUUGGAGACGAGCCGGAGCUCCUGUUCAACCGAGCGCAGGGCCGGAUUAGUCUGUACAGUCUUGGAGCUGGAGCAACCAUCGCUGCCAUCCAGGCGACCGAACCUUUGAAUCCGAGCGCCAACGCAACGCGACAAGUCGCCAACAUUCAACUAGAAGCAACAUUCAAUGACUGUGAAAGUGGCUACGUGCCCACCGUGGGCCGCUGGGGCUCCGAGUGGCCAAGUUGACUCGCCGCUGCCCACGGCAAGGAUGGAGCAGCAUCGAUACCCGUCGAUGGGGAUGUCGAUGCUGCCGAGGAGGGUGCCGCCGCCUGCGCUGGCACGGAUUCUGACUCCCAGCAGGAGGAAGACCAGCGGCUGGCGGAUGCGGUGCGUGGAAUGGGACUGACUACGAAGUCGUCCUUCGCACAUGAUCAAUCGGGGACGGCAAGAGGCACUGGCACGGUCCGUCGAACGCCCUCCACCUCGAGUGAGGACGAUUACGAGGAUGACGAGGUGCUACAGUGGCUGCCAACCGCCGACCUGACAUCGGUGGAUGGAUCGGAGCGCUACUCCGACAUCCGGCAGCUGCUUGCCAGACAGCAACCGUUCCUCCCGGAGGACCAGCACUCGCUCGGCGGCUCAGAUUGGGCCGUCGCCGACGGCUACGACCUGAGCGCCUUCAACCAGAUCAACGGAGUGUGGCCCUUGGGUCAUCCGCUGCCACUGCCCGACUGGGCCAGCGGCGACGGCGAGGGCGAGGCCAGCAAGGGGACCCUGAUCUUCGACAACGUGUGGCAGUACGAGGAGCUCAACGGAAUUGUGGAGACCACGCUGCAGCGCAUGCUGGAGGAGACGCACUACAACACGGUCAACCUAUUUGUGGACUUCUACCGCAGCUUCAAGCGCACCCGUCGCUCGGACCUGCGCAGCUUCUUCCAGUUCUACGACGUGCCCAUCAAUCGACGGCACCACAUGUGCGUCUCGCUGGCCUUUGAGAUCAUGGCCAGGAUGGUGCAGAUGUUCCCGGUGCUGGCGCAGUACUUGUAUGUGGUGUCCUGCGAGGAGCAGGUGAUGGACUGCAACGAUUACGUCCAGUUGGACGAGGAGUACGGCCUGAACUCGGCCGAUGCGGCCGUGGAGAAGGAGCACGUCAUGGUGGCCAUGCGCAUAGCCAUUGGCGAGCGUCGGGGCGUCAUGAUUCUCGAUCCGGGAUACCACGUGAGCCGUGCGAUCACCGUAAUGCAGGACCAGAGCUAUCCACACACCGGCUGGUUCACUCAGUCGAAGGAGCCGCAUCUGCAGCGGGACUACUGCUACGCGUACAGCCAGCACAGCGGCAAGUUUGUGGAGUGGAAGGAGCGCGAGAUACGCGGCGAGAAGAGCAGCUUCAAGACCUCGCUGGUCUACGUCGCCCAGGAGUACAUCACGGCCAUCGAUGUGACCGUGCGCCGCAAUCUGGUGUACAACUUCCGGUCGCUGCUCUCGCGCGAUGCCAAGGGCCAGGUGUAUGCGGGCCUCUACUUCCCGCUGGUGGCCAAUGUGCAGGAGUCGUAUCUGACCAUCUUCUACGACGGACCCAACGAGCAGCGCGUGCGGACGAAGCUCAUGUUCAGCGGCUUCAAAGUGGGCAAAGGCAAGCUGCCAGACACCAUUAGCCACCAUUUGGGGAAGCUGGCACCGCAGCUGAAGAUGCCGUUGCAGGAGCUCACGGAGCUGUGCAAGGCCCUGGCCGAGGUGGUCACCGAUCAGAACUUUAUCGGCCAGGUGCUGUCCAUCAACGACGACAUCGGCAACAUGUCCGUGGAGAAUUGACGGUUAAAGGAGCCUAAGGCUGUCGCUGCAAGUACCGAGGAGACAGAGAAGGACCCCGACACAGCAGCUGCAACUUAGAGUUCCGAUUUUAAAUUUUAAAUCCUUUCCACACAGUAAUAUUAUAUUCUUUUAGUAAGCACCUAGACAGAAGACACCCCCACACAAUACACAAUACACGAAUCAAUUGAAUAAUAUAUGAAUACACCCUGAACACCCAUACACACUGGCACACACACACACUAUAUCUUAAAACCCCAAUCGUAUGAGUUAACCGAAACUUAAUCAAAUCAAAAAAUUACACUUGUACGAAACAUAUAUUUAGAUUUCGAUUUUUACUUAGCUUCAGCUUCCGUUUCGUUCUUACUAAAUGUAAACACAACUACUUACAUAUAUAAAGACAAAAUUAGUUAAUAGCUGGUAUCGAUGUAUUAUAACCUAAAUUGUAAUAAUAUCUUUUCCGUUACACUUUAAAUGCACCGUAAACGAUUUCCGUUCAAUAAAUAAAUUCAAAACAGCUAGCAAAA